AUGAUUGCAGUGUUCAAAUUAUUGCACGUUCUACUCUGCCUGUUUGUUUCCUUGAAGCUUUUGGCCUUAGCUCAAGAGGAAAACCAGUUCAUCUAUCAUGGCUUCACUGAAGCCAACCUGCUUCUCAAUGGGAUUGCAAAAAUCCAUCCAAAUGGUCUGUUAGAGCUGACAAACACUUCAAAACAGCAAAUUGGCCAUGCUUUCUUCCCAUUCCCUUCUCAGUUCAACACAUCUUUAACCAACAAUUCUCAGUCUCUCUCAUUUUCUACCCAGUUUGUGUUUGCCAUGGUUCCUGAGCUGCCUACACUUGGUGGCCAUGGUAUCGCCUUCACAAUCUCUCCAUCUGUGAACUUCAUAGGGGCUUUGGGAUCGCAGUACUUUGGAAUCUUCAAUUCUACAAGCAAUGGAUUGUCUUCAAACCAUGUAUUGGCAGUUGAGCUAGAUACAAUUCGAAGCCCGGAUUUUGAAGACAUCAAUGACAACCACGUUGGAAUUGAUGUAAACAACUUGACAUCUAUUGAAUCUGCUCCAGUGACCUACUUUUCAGAUGAGGAGAAGGAAAAUAAGAGCUUGACUCUCAUAAGCGGAAAUAUGAUGCACGCGUGGAUAGAUUAUGAUGAAGUAGAGAAGCUACUCAACGUUACAGUUGCUCCUAUAACAAGCACAAAACCAACCUGGCCUCUCUUGUCAACAUCUCUCGAUCUCUCUUCUUUUAUGUUGGAUUCUAUGUACGUUGGUUUUUCUUCAUCUACUGGAGCAAUGGCAAGCAGCCAGUAUAUUCUGGGGUGGAGCUUCAACAAAAGCGGGCAAGCUCAAAGUCUCGACUUGUCAAAGUUGCCUCCACUUCCCCCUAAAAAAAAAUCACGGAACAAACCAUAUCUAAGAAUUGUGAUCCCAACAAUAACAGCAAUCAUUUUGCUGAUAUCAAUCUCUGGUGCUGCUUAUAUAAUAAGGAGGAAGAAAUACGAAGAACUGCGUGAAGAUUGGGAACAGGAAUAUGGUCCUCAAAGAUUCUCCUACAAAGAUCUAUACAAAGCAACAAAAGGUUUCAAAGACACAGAGUUGCUGGGAAGUGGGGGUUUUGGAGUGGUUUACAGAGGAGCAUUACCUGCUUCCAAUAUGCAAGUCGCUGUCAAGAAAGUCUCCCAUGAUUCCAAACAAGGAGUGAAAGAAUUUGUUGCUGAGAUUGUUACCAUGGGAAGGCUGAGGCACAGGAACUUGGUCCAGCUCCUGGGCUAUUGUCGGCGAAAGGGAGAGCUUCUCUUGGUCUAUGACUAUAUGCCCAAUGGAAGCCUUGAUAAACUCCUAUUUCGCAAUGACACACCCAGCCUUAAUUGGUUUCGGCGAUAUCAGAUCCUCAGAGGAGUUGCAUCCGCCCUCCUUUACCUCCACGAAGAGUGGGAACAGGUUGUUCUGCAUAGAGAUGUGAAAGCUAGCAAUAUCCUGUUAGACGCUGACUUCCAUGGUCGACUAGGUGAUUUUGGGCUUGCUAAAUUCCAUGAUCGUGGAGCAAAUCCUCACACAACCUGUGUGGUUGGAACAGUGGGAUAUCUUGCACCAGAGGUUACUAGAACAGGCAGGGCCACUACCAGCAGUGAUGUUUUUGCUUUUGGCACUUUGAUGCUUGAAAUGGCUUGUGGAAGGAAACCUAUAGAGUCAGAACAAUCACCAGAAAAGAUGAUUUUGGUUGACUGGGUUCUUGAAUCCUGGAAAAGAGGAGACAUUCUUGGAACAUGUGACCCAAAAUUGAAAGGUAAUUACAGGGUGGAGGAAAUGGAAUUGGUAUUGAAGCUAGGGUUGCUUUGUUCUUUCUCUACACCAGGAGCUAGGCCAAGCAUGAGGCAAGUGGUGCAAUAUUUGGAUGGGAAUGCUAGCUUGCCAGAGAUGCCGCUUGAUGGUGCUAGCAUAGGUUUGAUGCCAGUUAGUCAUGAAGCAUCUCGAGAUUGCACCUUGUCUUUCCAUGGAUCAAACGAUUACUCUGCUUAUUCCUUGUCUAGCACCGAUUCAAUCCUCAGCUAUGGUCGUUGA
Molecule: messenger RNA, 2028 nt
Organism: Dovyalis caffra
Lineage: Eukaryota; Viridiplantae; Streptophyta; Magnoliopsida; Malpighiales; Salicaceae
Source: the annotation of a GenBank genome assembly